UCCAGGACCGAAUGACUGCAGCAAUUCUCAUCCAGUGAGGCCAGGAGUAGUCUGAUAUCCUACAAUAUACGGAGCUCACAGACCAAAUUGAUUCGUGAUCGCUAUCUGCGUGAUGAAAACCCGACGCUUCUAGCCCAACAAAUGGUCAUGUAAUCAGAAUCGCUUGGAAUGAGACCUGCCUGGAGUGGCGAAAGCAGUGCAUGCUUUGCAUUGAGGCAAAAUGAGUAACCUUGACAUCACGAAAUAUGAUUACAUGGCUUCGAGUUUCGCAACCACUAUAAGAAUGAGGCCCAGCAGUAUGGUGUGUGGUACGAUGCAUCUGUCAGUUUCUGGCUCAUAAGAUUUAAUACCCAGAAUGGCGGAUGCACCACCAUUGACCGAAGCCUUCUACCGAGAGUGGUUCGCGAAACAAACUGUGCUCCUGACUGGAGCAACGGGCGGUCUAGGCGGGUGCCUUCUAUUCAAACUAAUUCAUCAGGUACCUGUCAAGAAAGUCUUUCUCCUCCAUCGAAGCUCCGAGAAAGACACUAUCGCAAAGCUAGGCAAGAACAUGCCCGGAUGUAUCGAUGAAGCCAUGCGCACAGAUCAACUGGAAUUUAUCAAGGGGGACAUCACCGCCGCGAACUUAGACCUGGAUGUGAGGCAACUAUUUGUACUUCAAAAGACGACGACCGUUAUACUCAACGCAGCGGCCAAUACUUCAUUUAUUGCAGAUGCCCACGAGUCUUGCAAGAACAAUUGUCUUCCAGCACUAGGUUUGGCUCAGCUUGCAUUAAGCUUCCCACAGCUCGCCACAUUUGUGCAAGUGUCCAGUGCAUACGCCAACAGCUUUCUGCCCGAUGGAGAGAUCACGGAAAUCCUUCAGCCGUUUGGUGAAGACGACAUCGACUGCGAGAGAGAGCUGGACGAAAUCCACUUGAGGAGAGGAAACACUAGCUGGACGAAGCAAUGGGCCUGGCCUUAUGCACAAGCCAAAUACCUCAUGGAACGACUUUUAGUCCAGAGGUACGGAUCUCGGCUUCCCCUCCUCAUCCUACGCCCCUCCGCCAUCGGGCCAGCUCUUCAAGAUCCAUAUCCUCUCUUUGGUCCCGCGGGCUCUAACCCUGUUGAGACCGCCCUCGGGUCUUAUCUGGUCACUGGAGGCGGGAGUCGGGUCUGGAGAGCCGCGAGCGGCUCGACCAGCGGCAGCUACAUAUUGGACGGGAUUCCCGUAGAUUUUGUGUCAAAUGUCUGCCUGCUUCAUGUGGCGCAAGGGUCACAGGGGAUUGUCCACGCUGCUGCUCAGCUAUACGUGGUCUUCACCAUGGAUGAGCUGAUCGCCCUCGCCUCGCCUUACAUUCCGUCAGACCUUGCGAUGCCGGCGCCGUGCUUCAAAUGGGACGUGAAUGGGAGCAUGGAGCCGUGCCCUGUGGCGACCACGUUCGGUUUCCAAGGCCAUAACUGGAUUUUCGACUGCAGGCGAUCAAAAUCCUUGAGGGCUGUCGGUGGCCCACUGAGUUUGAGCCUUGACGGACAUGAUGCGAAGGCUUAUAUAAAGAGGCGGAUUGAGAAGAUCAUUCCGAGCACUCGCGCAACGAAGAAGAGGGUUGCAGCUAGGCGAAGAGGUAUGUCAAAGCUAUGACGGAGCCGGUUGAUAACGCCCUAUGGAGUAAGUUCUUUGAAGCUUAGUAGCGUGACGAACUUUUGUAGACAAAUUC
Molecule: messenger RNA, 1697 nt
Organism: Aspergillus uvarum CBS 121591
Lineage: Eukaryota; Fungi; Ascomycota; Eurotiomycetes; Eurotiales; Aspergillaceae
Product: NAD-binding domain 4 protein
Exons: 1
Coding region: 356-1621 (421 amino acids)
Biological process (GO): long-chain fatty-acyl-CoA metabolic process
Cellular component (GO): peroxisome
Molecular function (GO): alcohol-forming very long-chain fatty acyl-CoA reductase (NADP+) activity
Source: RefSeq, a predicted model, not a curated record